GCGAGAUAAAAUGAUAAUAAAUUAAUCUAAUGAAUCUGCUCUGUCGAUCUGUCUCAAAAGAGCAGACGGGAUUACCCGAAGCUUCUACGGAAGUUACCGAUUUCCGACGACCGAUGCAAACACAAAUCUUGAUGAGUCUAAAGAAGACAUUGGAUGUGAAACUAAUCGAACAAAUAUAGCCGCUAUUUUGACGGAUUUGAAACGCGUGUUCUUCUAAUCGACGUGUGAACAUAAAUGAUAAUCUUCUCCGAAUCGAUGUCUUGAGCAAUUUACAUUUAAGAUUGAGAUCUAUCCUCGGCGACUGGCCAAACGUUAACAGUUCUUGCCUGGCGACUGUGGGUCACGAAUCUUCGCUUCUCUUUGUUUUUUCAUAUGGUUCCUUAUAAUGGCUCAGUUAAAAAGACAUGUAAAUGUAAUGCCUCACUAUAUGAUGAACCAUAACAUGAACGGAAAUCCUGAUCGGCUGGAGCAAAGAGAAAAAGCGAAAAUUUCCCGUGUGGAGCCAGCAGACAUGCGGGAGAUCAACAAGAGUCAGCAUAGUCCGUUAUUUCCACCUCCGAGAAAAGUUAAUGAUUCCUGUGAUGAAAUUACCAAAACCAUAAAGAAAUCACUUGGUGAAUACAGCAAUUUUGUUCAAAUUAUGAAGCAAGAAGUAAGUCGCGAGAAGGCUCCCGGUCAGACGUGUAUUGGAGUCAUGCCAGUUCCUUCCACACCUACCGAUAACAAGACUCAUCCAUUCCCGCUGGCUGCUGCUAACAGCAAGAGCAAGGGUAAUAUAAAAGAGAAAUCGUUUACCCCACUAAACCAGGAACGUUGUAAAACAAAGGCGGUUGAAAAAACCCACGAUCCAUCAAAAUGUGACGAAAAACCAAAGUUGGAUCCAAAACAUCGGCCGAACUUUACCGACGCGAACCGACCCAAGCAUUUAAAACUUGGGGAGAAACUACACGUUAAAAGAGAGAACGGCCAUUGCAAUGAUGCCGAAAAAACGAGUUUUUCAUUUAGUCUUAAUAAACACCAACAAUCUAGCGAAAAAGAGGAUGUUGCAGCAAGCGAUAAAAUCAGCUGCCUGAAUGGGAUAAAAAGCGAGCCGCUUAAUGGCGUUGUAUGCAAAAACGAGACGUACGACACUUCGAGCGAGGAGCCUGUGAUAAAAGUUGAGAAAUGUACCCCUCCCCAGAAGAUCAAACCUACACCGUUACCUUUGCUUAACAGGAAGCCGGAUUCUUCAUCCAUGUUACACGAGAGUCCUCAACGACGUGAUGAAAAAGUUCAAACUAUUUUCAAGGAGAUGACUGAACCGGUGAACAUGCCUUUAACGGAGAUCUGUACACCUCUACCCAGAAAGGAUUUGAAAUUUCCUUUCCCUACUGAAAAGGAGAGUAAUCAGAACGCCGAAGAAGUUUCUAAUUCCUUGAAAACGGAUUUGGAUACUUCGGACGAAGACGACAGUGACGAUGAGCGUACUUUAUUAACAAGGUCGGGAUCGUCGUCUUCAUCUAGCAGCAGCAGUAGUGGAGAAUCUAGUGACUCGGAACUUGAUGAGGAUGUUGGUGAAAAAAAACCAACAUCAGAAAUCCCAGCGAAGCCAAGUAUGCUCAACUCUCCACCGGAAAAAACUGUAUCCCCACCAGUACGCCCAUUAUUAAACGAAACCAAGCAACGUUCUCCCGAAGGAAAGAAUGAUUUACAGUUGAAAACAUCGUCCGAAUCUUUUUCCAAUGACAGUGAAGAUAAGUCUAGAACUUCGGGCUUAGGUAGCAUAUCGAAUGUUCGCGAUACGAAAGCUGCCACAUUAGAAGAGAAGUCGCCGAGAAAGGACGUUAAAAUUCGUUCGGAAAAAUUGAACGGGUCAGCGAAUGAAACUGUAGCAACGAUUAAGUCACAUCAUGAAUCUUCUCCGUCAAGUAAUUCCAAGACUGUUGUUAGGAUCAAAGUGGAAAAGGAAAGCGACGAUCGUUUUAAGGUAAAGUCCGACGUAAAAGGUAAACAUCCGACAAGAAAGAAAUCUGAAAGCGAAAACUCAAAACCAAACCAUGAAAUCAAAUCUAAUAUGGAGAAAACGCAUUCAAGCGAGUUAAACUCGACCUCUUCUACGAAGCUAGACACAAACGUGCACAAACUUGUUAAUGGCUUUGCAAAAGUCAGAACAAAGGAUGAAAAGGCGAUAAGAGAUAAGAAAUUGAACUCUUGUGCGAAAAAAUUAAAACGAACUCACGAUUCAAGUCAAAGUUUGAAGGAAAAAUCCGAUGAUCAAAAAGCAAAAGAUAAAAUCGAAACUUCAAAAAGUGAACACAUUUCAAACAAUAAGCUUAAUUCACCAAAAAAUUUGAACAAGCCGAUGAAGAAAAAGAGGCUUAAAAAGGCGUCUGAGCGGACUGACAGUUUGGGUUUCGAUUGCUGCGACAUUGGUGAGGAAGACAGUGUCAUUGAUGUUGUUGGCGAUAGUCCGGUUACCAAGAAGAAACGUACAAAUGAUCCAAGUAAACAUAACAGAACGAACGGUAUUCAUAAAAACGGACUUCUCAAUGUACCUGUAGGAAUUCAGUUACUUCAUGACAAAGAGAAAGAUCCCUCGUCGUUGAUCGUCAAGAUUCCUUUGAGCUUCAUCAAGAGGAUACCAAAUAAGUUUGACAAGAAUUUAUCGAUACAAAACAACCACUCAGAAGCUUAUUUAAACGGUGAAAACAAUUGUUCGGGGAAGAAGAACGGAGAUAAUGGCGAUAUGGAAGUCAAUCAUUACGAAGAAAACGAAAAGCGUGGCGUCGUUGAUAAGGAACGAACCGUAAAUUUAAAGAAACGAAUGCAUCACGAUGGUCAGCGUGAAAAAGUCGAACAGAAGAAACGAAAAACUACGGCAGAGUUAAAUGCAGACUGUGAAGCAGAUAUAAGGAAAGAUGAUCCAGAUUCGCAUCUUUUGCGAGCAAAAACGCUGAAACGUGAAGCGGAUAACUUGACCGAUAAAGAAGCCAAAAGUCGAACUUACGUCGAAGCCAUUGUGUCUUUCAUUUGUUGUGGAAGAGCGUUGGAGGACAAAGAAGAUGGGGACGUUCGCGCUGGUCAAAUGUACUCGGAAACGACAGAGCUCUUAAAAUUUAUUUUAAAACAUAUCCUUGGAAAGACCGAAGACAAACGUCUGCUAUUUUUAUGCAUGAAAAUACAAUCUCUUCUGCUGCACAAAUUGUACCGAAUGAAAGGAAAGCAUUGCAUUCGAAAUACACAGAUUUUAUCCGAACAUUUUAAGACAACGCAGAAAAGCAGUAUCACAUCGCCGUACACUAACAGCCACAAACACGGCAGCACUCCAUCACCUAUGUCACCGACACCAUCGCCAGCUGGCAGUGUGGGUAGCAUAGGCAGUAAUGGUAGCAAUAGUGGUGGUGAGAGCAAUCAUACGGGACGUCACCACACGUCGUCUGUGACGUCACCAGUCUCAGUCUCCAUACCACAGCGCAUACACGGUGUCAUGGCGCAACACGUGUCCACUACUAGUAAACUGGUUUACAGUAUAGACUUGUGGGAUCGAGCGACUAAUAUGUCAAACGAUUAUCAAGAUUUCUUCGCGAAAAUCGAUGAUGUUUGUGGAAGCUUGACUUUUCACAGCUCGAUUGCACAUGUUGUAAAUUAUGCAAAGAACAGUUUAUCUAUUUUCCACGAAGACCAGAAAGGAACGUAACAAUUUCUUCCCGUCAAUAUGAUUGCCAUGCUCUACACGUGCACAACGCAUGAUAAGUAUAUGUUAAGGAUGUUGUGUGAAAGAUUAUAGUAUUUUUAUGUCGUUUGCUUCAAUAUCGCAUGCAAGUGUGUUGCAUGUACAUAUACGGUUUGCCUAUCGAAGCUGCAAAGCCAUUACUGGCAAAUAGGCCGAUGUAUUUAAUGUUGAAAAUAUGCACUUGGAAAUCGGCAAGAAUGUUCCUUGGUGCAGGUUUCAAGUUGCUCCGCUAAACGAAAACAUGAACAAUUUUAUCUGUGGGAGCAAAACAAUUUGAUUUAAACGCAAAAUUUCUAAACUGCUUGCUUUUGAUAUGUUUCUCCCUCUGACGUAUGUCUACACACGAUCGUCAGCAAGUUUUGUACAAAACCCCGAUAAAAUGCUCGACUUUUUAUUAGAAGUGAGGAAAGGACUUCAGAAAAAUUUUUACUAACGGAGUAGUUUCCGUAUUUGAUUGGCCGACUUGUUGCAAAUUUUCAACAAUUUGCUGACUAUGAUUAAGCCAGGCAGAAAAGCAUAAAAAAUAGCUUUUUAUUUGCAUACAUGAAUUGAAACAUCAUAUGCGUUUGUAGAAAACAUCACAGGAAGUGAAAAUUCAACCGAUCCGAACAUUUGCAAUUGCUCGGUCUUACAACAUUUCGGGUCGGCUGUCUUUACACUUUGUGUGAAAAUAAACAAUAAUGAAUCAUAAAGGGUUCAGGCGCAAAGAAUUAUUAAAUUAAUUAAUGAAUAUUAUAAAGUAUAUUAGUAUUGUCAAAGGCGCGUUUGGUGUAUUAAUUAUAUAUAUUUUGCCCUUUGUAAGGGCGUUACUUUGUGUAGCAUUCAAUAAAAGGUAAAGUUGUCCCUCAA
Messenger RNA from Xenia sp. Carnegie-2017, 4561 nucleotides. Its product is annotated as AF4/FMR2 family member 4-like. NCBI's taxonomy places the organism in Eukaryota, Metazoa, Cnidaria, Anthozoa, Malacalcyonacea, Xeniidae. Gene Ontology annotation, biological process: regulation of gene expression. The transcript has 25 exons. The coding region runs from base 386 to 3676 and encodes 1096 amino acids. The record is from RefSeq and is a predicted model, not a curated record. Gene Ontology annotation, cellular component: nucleus; super elongation complex.